ACACUAUUCAUCUCUUACCUGAACUGAACGACUGAUCACCCAGAGACAACAUGAAGCUGGAGCUGCUGGUGGUGUUGGCUGUAGCAGCCCUGGUUCCCAGCCUGUCUGAGGGGUGGCUGCUCUCCAAAUGUGAGCUGAAGACCAAACUGGCAGAGGCUGCCGACCAAUUCAAUCUGACUGAGAAAAUUGCAGCAAAGGGUGCCGAACUGGACGAAGUCUUGGCCAAAAUUAUUUGCAGUUUGGACCUAAAGUCUGGCUUAAACACCAGCCUUGUGACCAACCUUGUCCUGCGCAAACCUAUCCUGCAUAAACCCAAAAGGCGCCCCAUCAGCAUGAGACCCGUGAGACUGUUCGGGCGCAAACGUCCAGGUAGAGAUGUUGAGUCAAAGGAAGAUGGAGUUAGUUCUGAGGGAGAAGAGGGCAACCCUAGACCUAUAGGGAAGAUUGGGGGAAUGAGCCGAAGACCUACAGGAAAGCCCGGGGGACUGAAACCAAAACCUACCGGGAAGACAGAGGGAGUGAGCCCAAGAUCAGAGAGGCCUGAGGGGAAGAGACCGAGACCAGGGAGGCCUGUGAGAGGAAGGGACAAGCGUGAGGCAGAGGAGUCCGCUGGUGAUGAGGAAAAAUAUGACAAAGUUGAGGCGCACGAGAGCAAAGCGGCUGAGCAUGAAGAGUUUGGCGGCUAUGAGGAAGAGGGUGAUGAAGACGAGGUUGACGAGGAUGAGCUGGACGAGGAGGACCUGGAAGAGUUAGAGGCGGAGCUGGACGACCAAGAAAGAGAGCAACCGAAAGAGGGAGAGGGGAGCAGGCGGAAGAGACACGUCCCAAAGCAGUUCAGAAGUCCCGGACACAGCCGCAAGCCACCGCCACGUAAGCCGAUGCGCAAGCCGUUCAGGCCAUUCAAGACCCGGUCCUUCAGCUUUUUCGGUCUUUUCCAGCUGAGCAAUCGCCUCGCCUGCGUCUCCUCCAACAACACUCGCUCGCUCAAUCUCUGUAAGACAGAGUGCAGCUCCUUUGUUGAUGAUGACAUCAGUGAUGACAUCGCCUGCUUUGUGAAUUCUCGUGCCUGGAUGAAGGCUCUGAGGUUCCCAUGGAAAUGUGCCAGGCUGCAAGCCUCUGAGUACUUUGAGUGUGACCAACCACUUAAUAGUACUAUGAGUACUUUGCAAACAACAACUUAA
Molecule: messenger RNA, 1181 nt
Organism: Coregonus clupeaformis (lake whitefish)
Lineage: Eukaryota; Metazoa; Chordata; Actinopteri; Salmoniformes; Salmonidae
Product: mitotic apparatus protein p62-like
Exons: 5
Coding region: 51-1181 (376 amino acids)
Source: RefSeq, a predicted model, not a curated record